AUGAAAUGGUCCCUUCUCGUCGCGUUGCUCAUUGUCCUCGCCUGCACUCCAAAUAUAACAUCGGCGUAUUGGGAUUUGAACGCGGCAGAGAGUGGCCUCGAGACCGCGCUCCAAGUCGCCCUCGUGCCGGACCAUCUCCAGGCCACGGAUGACGGCCCCCAGCUGAACCCCAACACCACGGCACUCCUGCACGCUCUGCUGGAAUCUAUUGGCACGACCCAUGUGGUGGCGCACUGGCAGGGCGACCCCACCGCAAUUGAAGCCCUGCAGGAGCUCAUCCGCAGCGGCAGGGAAGCCGGUUUCCUCCCGCCAGCGCAAUCCCCUCUAACGCAGGAGCACCGCCGCCGCCACCGCCGCCACCAGCAUCGACGGCAGCUACAGAAUCAGUAUCACUCGCGCCGACUGGGAGAGCGGCCUGAGGGGCUAUCCUCCUGGCUGGCGGCGGCGGAGCGCUACGUGGGCGCGGUGCCGGAGGGCCACAGCUACCCGCUACUGCGACGGCUAGAUGACGCAGCAGCUAUGCGCAUCCUGAUGAAGCUGUACGACCUGCACGCCGCCAGUGCCGUACGGAAAUCAGCGGUCGAGUACUACCACUUUUCGAAGGCGGCAGGAACGAGCGUGUGCGUCACUUCUGCUGAAGUCGGUUGUACGACGUUUUCCGUAGAGGAGCAGUACACUUGCUUGAUUCCCGAGUUCAACGACGGACCCCGCUGGAUCAAUCGUAAGGCCUACAACGCCAGAUGCAGGCGUGCGCUCCCCAAUUUCAGCCGGUGCGAGUCCAAGCUGUAUACCCAGCUGGCCAAGUGGGGCAUGCGUUACGGCUCCCGGUCCUUGUGGCUGAGCUGCGAGCAGCGCUCUGCACGGCUUGAUGAGCGGGGCUUUACCUUCUAUGCGAGUGAAUACACGCUACGCGGUCGCGGCGGCAACGUGACCUCUCCCCCUGCCUUGUGCAGCAACUUUCUUAACCUCGCAGUGCUAAGGGAUCCCCAGCAGCGCUUAGUGAGCCACAUGAGGUUCAUUGUACGGACGACGUACGACUGGCUAGGGGAGCAUACGGCGCAGUACAUGCGGAGCAUGACGCUGGCGGACUGGCGGCGACUGCUGCCGGCAGCUUUAGACAACUACUAUGUCCGAGCGCUGCUUGGGGAGAAGGGUUUUUACGUGCGGACGGCGUGGCUCAGUCCAUUUAAGCACGUGUGCAGGAUUCUUCCAGGUGAAUGGAUCCAGUUGGAUAAGAAUACGGCUAUCCGUUUGGCCAACCCCCAGGAUUCGGAGCAGCUGCUGCAACUGGGACACACGUGGGGUUUGGGCUGGAACAGGACGUUCCUCCAGUCCGAGGGCCGGAGCAGCAGCCACAUGAGUCGCGAGGCGGCCCGAAUUGCAGACAAGGUGGUACCCAGGGGCGCAGCCUUGAAAGAGCUCGUGGCCGCUAACAGCCUCGACGAGCAACUGUACGAAUAUGCCGUAUUGCUGUCGCGGCUGGAUGCGGUGGUGUGGGCCGCCGCGGAGGAGGCCGAAGUACCGCUCCCGAUGGCAACGAUGAUUGUCGACGACAGCAGGGACAUGUCUAAGAACUCACUAGAUGGCAUGCCGCCGCCUGCAGCAGCACUGCUGCUGGUGCACCCGCGCUAUCGAGGCGUGGAGGACCGAGAGGAAGCCCUGCGGCUUGCUGAGAGCCUAACUGGUCAGCCCUGUCCCUUUUUGGAGGUGGGUGGCGCCCGACUGAGACCCCGUCGCUCCAGGGAGACCACCACCACCACCACCGUGUCAUCGUCCUUAUCACCCCCUGGCGCGGCGCUCCGGCGACCGGCGGUCUCGGGCCUGCGUGCCACUUACUUUGGCUCCGGAACCAUGAACGAGCUGGCACGCCAGCUGGACGCGCUGGAGGCGGCAGAAGCUGGACCUGGAUCCAGAUCUCCAUCCGGUUCUGGAAUCGGAGGAGGAGGAAAACCUGGAUCCACCAGGUCCAUCAAAAGGCAGCAGCGCCAACAACCCGAGCAACAGCUGCGGCAGCAUCAAGAGGUGGCGGAGGGGAGCAGCCUUGACAGAGCAGCUGUGGAGCUGUCACAGGGCGCCCAGGUGGUAGAGGCGCUAGGGGACGCAUUAGAGGUUGAUGUUGGUGGUGGCGACAGCGGUGGUGGUGGUGGUGGUGGUGGUGGUGGUGGUGAGGCAGCACUCCAGGGGCAGGAGCAUGGGGGCGGCGUCAGCGGCAGCGCCGGCAUCGGUGACGGCCUCCGCACCCCGGUCUUUAUCAACGAGGUUCUGACAGCCCUACAGGAGCGCAACAUCGAGCUGGCUCUGGGUCGGCCCGUGGUGGAUCGAGUCGAACUGGCGUCUCUGUCGUACAUGCUGCCUCGGCUAGUGCGCAUGCGCGGGGCUGACGGGCGGCGAGGCGCGUUCGGCGUGGGCGCUGGCUGGGGCGGCAUCAUGUCCGACAUGGGCCCGGCACCUCAGGUGUCGAGGCCGCCGCCGGGCGGCCUGGGCGGCGGUGGAGGCAGUGGCGACCCCGAGCUGAGGCAGCAGCGCUUCCGCAUCAAGCAGCGCCUGUCCACUCUGAGGGCGGAGCUCAAGGCGGUGGCGGCGUCGCGGGGGGUGCAGCGCCAGGGCCGCAGAGCGGCAGGUCUGCCAACCGUUGCCAUUGUCGGUUACACCAACGUGGGCAAGACCAGCCUGGCGGGCGCGAUGUGCUCCAGGGACGCUGGACUGCCGCCGCCAACCGAUAUGCUGUUCGCCACGCUGGACCCCGCAGUUCGUCGGGUGUGGCUGCCGACCCGUGGGUCACACGUGGCAGUGUCGGACACGGUGGGCUUCAUUCGGGAUCUGCCGGUGGGCCUGGUGGCCGCGUUCAGGGCGACGCUGGAGGAGGUGGUGGCCGCUGAUAUGCUGCUCCACGUACUGGACGCGUCGAGCCCAAAUGUCGCCCAACAACGCGAUACCGUACUUGCCGUACUGAGGCAGCUGGGUGUGAGCGAGAAGGUGCUGACCUGCCGUACAAUCGAGGUUUGGAACAAGGUCGACCUCUUGUGUCAACAACGCAGCGGCAGCGGCCUCGGGCUGGGUGAAGAGGAGGAAGGGGAGGAGGACGAGGACUUGUAUGACGAAAUGGAGAUGCCGCACGAGAGCGAUGGCAACGACCGUAAUGACAAUGAUAAGCAGCAUCAGCGGCAGCAAUGCCAGGUGUACGGCGGGCACAGCUGCGACGCUGACGACGACAACGACGACGGCGAUGGCAGCGAUCAACCGGAUGACCAGUCUCGGUUGCAAGUUAACACGGGCGGCAGGUCUUACGGCGGCGACGGUGGUAACAGCGGCGACGGCGACGCCGAUGACGGCGGCGACAGCAAUGCGGGGGGUAAUGUCGGCGGUGGUAGCAUGUGCCCGCCAAUGGCGGGGCCAUGGCCACAUCGUCGCCCUAGUCGACGGCUCUUCAAGGAUGUCACACUUGAGCGACCCGAUGCGGCUCAGCUGCCCACUUGCCACGCCACCGUCGGCACCGGCGCCACCGCCGCCGAUGCUGUACGGCAGCCAUCGCAACCAAGGCCGUCAUUACCAUCAUCACAGGCUGUACCGCAGGACCCGGUGCCGUCAUCAUCGUCAUCCUCCUCCCCGCCGCUGCCGCCUUUCUUUCCCGACGGCGCAUGGCGGCCUGCCCGGGAGAACUCCGCCGCCACCGCCGCAGCGACACUACCACCAACACCACCACCGCCGCCACAACCGCCACAAUCACCACAAGCAUCCGUCCUGUUAAGACAGCCGUGCCCGUUGGUUUCGGUUCCCUGGGGGUUGAUAGGCCGAUGUCGCUACCUGCAUGGUGCUGGUGCUGGCACCGGGCCCGGCUCGGAAAGCUCCAAUAAAGACGUGCUUAGGGUACGUGUUGUACUUCCGCGGCGGCGUGGGGGAGCAGGCGCGGCGGCGGAAGCAGCCACGGCAAUGGGUGCAGCCAGGCCGCCGCUAACGGCAACAACAGGCGCAGCGGCGGCGACCGCUGCACCCGGGCCCAGCGAUGCAGCGGGCAGGAAGUCGCAGAGCCAGCGUCUUUGCAAAUCGGCCAAAGCGCAAUGGGAGAAAAUUGGGGGGAACCGCUAUUGGGCGGCGACGAACAUGGCCUGCAAAAAACGGUCGACAGUGUCAGCGACGGCGCCGUCGGCUGAGCCCGAAGGGGUGAAGACGGGGCCGGGCUCGGCUGAGUUGCCGAAUGAGGAGGAGCUGGAGGAGCUGAUUCGCUUCCUCCGGCGCCGUCGACCGAGGGGAAAGACUGACACAGCAGAGCCCUGGCACCCUGCGGCUUCCAAAACCUGCUGCAGCGCUGUGGCUGUCAACGCAAUCCCAGUCGCCGCUAGCACCAGCCAAAUUGCAAUGUUCCAUGUCAGUAGCCGUGCUCACCAGGCCUGCCCUGCGCUAGACCUGGCUAGAAGACAGCGGGCGCCCAACCGGCGGCAAUACGCGGGCGCGGCAGCGCCUUUCCUGGUGGCAGCGGCAGCAGCCUACCCAUCCUCACCGUCAUCGUCCCCAGCUGCAGACGCCCACCCACCGUCCCACAUCUCGGACGAAUCCAAGGCAGUGGGCGGCCUCAUCGGCGCCAUGUGCGGCAACGUGCUGGCGGCGCCGUACCAGGACGACCGGCACUUCCAUGUCGUACGGUACCGGCCCAGCGGCGUCACUGACUUUUGGCGCUACGACAUCGGGGCGCGACCCGUGUCCUACGGGCAGUACACAGGUGACUUUGCCAACCUGCUGGCUGUGGCCAGGUCCUUGGUGGAGAGCCGCGGCGUCGACACGGACGCCGUGUUGAGCACUCUGGCCGGCAGCUACCAGCCAGGCGUGCGGCGCUACAGUACCUACGACAAGGUCGUUAUGGAUGCCGUAAUGGCGGGUUCGCAGCCGCUGCAGGUUCCGGAGCUGGCGGAGCGGUACCUGGCGGAAACCACCCGGCGGCUGGCCACCACCAGCAGCGACCGUUCAGAGCGGGAGCCACACGGCCCCACGGACUUCUGUGCGGCGGCGAGGGCGGCUCCCAUUGGCUUCGCGUACAGGUCUGCAGGGGGAGAGCGACUGUUGUCGGCCGUGCGGCGCUCCGUGCUGUUCUCCCACCCCACGCCGCUGGGGCUGGACGGAGCGCAUGUCGUUGCGGCGGCGGCGGCCUGGGCGGCGCGGCAGCAGCCCGAGGAUGCUGUGGGCUGCCGGCCCGAAGCCCUGCUGACAUACCUGAUCAACGAUGUUGCCGUGACGGCUGACAUGGCGGGCAAGCUGCGGUUGCUGCGUGAUCAUCUGUUCCAGGUGGACCCUAUCACCAGCUGGCGGUCUUUCUACGCCGGUCCGCAGUGGCAUGCACUGACGCGGAUGCUGAGCCUGCUGUCGUUCCAUGGGUAUGCGACAGCUGCGAGCGAGUUUGCGGCGGUGGCGCUGAUGGUGUUCCUGACGAAUUGGGGAAAGCCCGAGCAGGCGGUCAUGGUGGCGGCGUCGUUGGGGGGUCAGGCGCCCGCAACAGCUCAGGUCGUAGGUGCCCUGGUGGGGGCUCUACACGGGCGGGAGUGGGUGCCGGCGCGGUGGUGGGAUGCGCUAGAGAAUGACGCUGAGCGGUACUCGGGGCGUGAUGCGGUAGUAGAGGUUGGGCGUGCUUUGGCCAAGGUACAACUUGAGGAGCUAGAUAAGGCAUAAUUCCCAAUUUCUAAUUCCUGCUAAUUGCUCUAGGUCAGAAUGUUCACCGGGCGUCUGACUUAAACCCUCUUCACCUUCCAAGCGACUUAACAACCCUGUAGCGAAUAGCGAAACAGGGGGAUGUAAAUCUCCGUCAUGCGCCUUAUUACCGCCGUCCGCAACAUGUUGGGUCUACUGACAUCAGCCGUGCCACCUACCACGAUAUACACCACACGCUCUCCUGCUGUCCGCCGAGCCGCACACAAUGUCACAACGUCCGUCCUGAGGAGAAACCCCAAAGGCCCCAAAAGCACUUCACCUUUCGGGACAGGCCCGCUCAAUGCAAGUAGGCAUAAAAAGCCUGUACCGCUCUCGUUUACUAAACCACCAACAGCUCCUUUUGAGCCGCUAAAAGUUAUGGAUCCCUGAACACGAGUACACAUAACUAAAAAGCGCACCAGUGCCCAGUCCAGUCCAAAAGUUUCAACAAACAGGCAACGCGCGCGCUAGGCCGCACACCCCAGGCGGUUUUUUAUGUUUGGGGAAGAAGAACACUAAAGUUCCCCUUCAUAAAGUGUUGCCGCAUGCGCUGCGCUCAUGAAAGUGGUGGUGCUUCGCACAAGGUGCGAUGAAACCAAAUGCCUGAACACGUGUCCAACUGUUCACGAAAAACACCCAUACAGAUGCGACACCACAUUAAAAGGUUUUAAGGCUAACCAAUUCACUACACCCUACCCCACCCAAUCCCACCUUUCCUCUCACAAUCCCUCCUCUCCGGUCACCGAGGAAUAUGCCCUCAACGUGCAGAGCUGAAGAAAAGGCGCACACUGCGUUUGUGCACGUCCGCACAACCAAUUUAAAAAUGCUAAACAGAGCAGAACUUCACAACCAACUUGGCAUCCAAAACAUAUUACACAGCUAAGAGUUAGCCAUCACUUGCCAAGGCAUCAAGCCCGAGCCGUAAAAGCCUCGCCAAUAGGGCUGCAGUUUCAGUUCAGAUUGUUGACCCCGUGCGAAGAUUC
This is a messenger RNA of Volvox carteri f. nagariensis, 6659 nucleotides long. RefSeq lists its product as uncharacterized. The coding region runs from base 1 to 5658 and encodes 1885 amino acids. Lineage: Eukaryota; Viridiplantae; Chlorophyta; Chlorophyceae; Chlamydomonadales; Volvocaceae. The transcript has 29 exons. Gene Ontology annotation, molecular function: GTP binding; ribosome binding. Gene Ontology annotation, cellular component: cytoplasm. The record is from RefSeq and is a predicted model, not a curated record.